Molecule: messenger RNA, 11032 nt
Organism: Crotalus tigris (Tiger rattlesnake)
Lineage: Eukaryota; Metazoa; Chordata; Lepidosauria; Squamata; Viperidae
Gene: MYO5A
Product: myosin VA
Exons: 41
Coding region: 718-6339 (1873 amino acids)
Biological process (GO): actin filament organization; vesicle transport along actin filament
Cellular component (GO): myosin complex; cytoplasm; vesicle
Molecular function (GO): actin filament binding; microfilament motor activity; ATP binding
Source: RefSeq, a predicted model, not a curated record
GCCAUGUGAUACACUCCUCAACUUAUUGGCAGAGCAUGCAAUGCUAGCUUAUUGACUAGCCCUCUCUAUUACAAAGUUUGUUUGAAAAAACACCAUUUUAGCAGAAGGUUAACCCUGAGAAGAAGCAAGGUAUUCCAGACUGAGAUGGCUAUGGCCAAAAGAGCAUGAAGUAUUUCCAGGUUCCUGUCCCCUUAACAGUGUGGAGGGGAAGGCCACUAAAUGAAAUGGCUCGUAAUACAGCAAAAUUAAUUUAUACAGGGAGCAGAAUUGAGGGGGGGGGCAUGCAAUGAGUACGAGCAAGAAGCCAAGAUUAAGGCAGGUUAUUGAAUAUUAAUUCUUUGGCUAUUAAUCUCCCUGUUUCUAGAGAGGGAAGAACGAAAGGCCCAGUGCCGCCAGCUUAAUAUGAAUGGUGAAAACAAAUUAUCGCUAGGAGCAAUGUUUUUUUGAACGCUGGCAUUUGAUGACUCUCACAAGACAGUGGGAUUUCUCCGUUCUUUCAAGAGGCGCAGAGAGGGAACACUCUUGCCUUUUGUGCUGGGGAACUUUUGGGCAAGGAAAGAAUCCAGCAAUCUGACAUAGUUGUCAUUCAGUUGAUCCUUACGUAGCUUUGAGAGUGGAUAGUAUCACUUUGCCUGUUAGAAUCAGCUCAAACCACAAGGCUUACUAGCAGACAGCAGGGAGUAGGUCCUAUCCCAUGCCUCGCUUACCAAGGUGACAAUGAUUGCUGCCCAGAUUAGUAGAAGUUUGCAUCACCGCGAAUACUGGAAAACAGUGGAUAGCUUGAACCAUAUGUACAUUCAAUAUGCAAGGAUUUGGAUACCGGAUUCAGAAUUAGUGUGGAAGUCGGCAGAACUUUUGAAAGAUUAUAAACCAGGAGACAAAGUCCUACAUCUGCGACUUGAGGAUGGCAAGGAUAUUGAAUAUAAACUUGAUGCUAAGUCUAAGGACCUACCACCCUUGCGAAAUCCAGACAUACUUGUGGGUGAAAAUGACCUGACAGCACUCAGCUACCUUCAUGAACCUGCUGUUCUCCACAAUCUCAAAGUUCGGUUUAUAGACUCAAAACUCAUUUAUACAUAUUGUGGUAUAGUUUUAGUUGCCAUAAAUCCUUACGAGCAGCUGCCUAUCUAUGGCGAAGACAUCAUCAAUGCCUACAGUGGCCAAAAUAUGGGGGACAUGGACCCCCACAUCUUUGCUGUGGCUGAGGAGGCAUACAAACAGAUGGCCAGAGAUGAACGCAACCAGUCCAUCAUCGUCAGCGGGGAAUCGGGAGCUGGGAAAACCGUGUCUGCCAAAUACGCCAUGAGAUACUUUGCCACGGUGAGCGGCUCGGCAAGUGAAGCUAACGUUGAAGAGAAAGUAUUAGCUUCCAAUCCUAUAAUGGAGUCUAUUGGCAAUGCCAAAACCACAAGAAACGACAACAGCAGUCGCUUUGGGAAAUACAUUGAAAUCGGUUUUGACAAACGGUAUCGAAUCACAGGGGCUAACAUGAGGACUUACCUCCUAGAAAAAUCAAGAGUGGUGUUCCAGGCAGAAGAAGAGAGAAAUUACCAUAUCUUCUAUCAGCUUUGUGCUUCUGCAGCAUUACCUGAAUUUAAAGCGUUGCGAUUGGGGAAUGCAGACUAUUUUCACUAUACAAAACAAGGGGGCAGCCCAAUAAUUGACGGAAUUGAUGACGCUAAGGAAAUGCUCAACACUCGGCGGGCUUGCACUCUUUUAGGCAUUGUUGAUUCCCGUCAGAUGGGAAUUUUCCAAAUCCUUGCUGCCAUUCUUCACUUGGGCAACGUGACAUUCACAUCUCGAGACGCCGAUAGCUGCACAAUCCCUCCUAAACACGAACCCCUCAGGAUCUUCUGUGAACUCAUGGGAGUGGAAUAUGAGCAGAUGGCGCAUUGGCUUUGCCACAGAAAGCUCGCUACUGCCACCGAGACCUACAUCAAGCCAAUUUCCAAGCUGCAGGCUAUCAAUGCUAGGGAUGCGCUUGCAAAACAUAUCUACGCCAACCUUUUUAUCUGGAUUGUAGAACAUGUGAACAAAGCUUUGCAGUCCACUGUGAAACAGCAUUCUUUCAUUGGCGUGUUGGACAUUUAUGGGUUUGAAACAUUUGAGAUCAACAGUUUUGAACAAUUCUGUAUAAAUUACGCCAAUGAGAAACUGCAGCAGCAGUUCAAUAUGCAUGUCUUUAAGUUGGAGCAAGAAGAAUACAUGAGGGAACAAAUUCCUUGGACCUUGAUUGAUUUCUAUGACAAUCAGCCCUGCAUUAACCUCAUCGAGGCCAAAAUGGGAAUUCUGGAUUUGCUGGAUGAGGAAUGCAAGAUGCCUAAAGGCUCAGACAAUAGUUGGGCGCAGAAAUUAUACAAUACUCACUUGAAUAAGACGGCACUGUUUGAGAAACCUCGAUUGUCCAACAAAGCUUUUAUUAUUCAACACUUUGCAGAUAAGGUGGAGUACCAGUGCGAAGGGUUUUUGGAAAAAAACAAGGAUACUGUCUAUGAAGAACAGAUCAAUGUUCUCAAAUCAAGUAAGUUUAAGAUGCUGCCUGAGCUGUUUCAAGAGGAGAAGGCAAUCAGCCCCGCCUCAGCCACUCCAUCGGGUCGUAUCCCAUUGUCUCGAGCAGCUGUAAAACCAGCCAAGUCCAAAAUGGCCCAAGCAAGCAAGGAACAUAAGAAAACUGUGGGGCAUCAGUUCAGAAAUUCUCUGCAUCUCUUGAUGGAGACCCUUAAUGCCACAACUCCACAUUACGUGCGGUGUAUUAAACCAAACGACUUCAAGUUUCCAUUUAUGUUUGAUGAAAAGCGGACUGUACAACAGCUCAGAGCCUGUGGCGUGCUGGAGACAAUCCGGAUCAGUGCAGCUGGUUUCCCUUCGAGGUGGACCUAUCAAGAAUUCUUCAGCCGCUAUCGUGUCCUGAUGAAGCAGAAAGAUGUCCUCAGUGACAGGAAACAGACAUGCAAAAAUGUCUUGGAAAAGCUGAUUCUGGACAAGGAUAAGUACCAGUUUGGGAAGACAAAAAUAUUUUUCCGGGCUGGUCAAGUUGCUUAUUUGGAAAAAAUAAGGGCCGAUAAACUAAGAGCAGCUUGCAUCCGUAUCCAAAAAACUAUCAGGGGCUGGUUGAUGCGAAAGAAGUACCUGCGCAUGAGGAAGGCAGCCAUCACCAUUCAGAGAUACGUCCGUGGAUACCAGGCACGAUGCCUUGCAAUGUUCUUACGAAGAACCAAAGCUGCCAUCAUUAUCCAGAAAUGCCAGCGCAUGUAUGCUACCCGCAAACGGUAUCGACGCAUCCGAGCUACCACCGUUACUCUCCAGUCGUACCUGCGAGGCUACCUUGCCAGGAAGAAGUAUCACAAGAUGCUUUGGGAGCACAAAGCCACCAUUAUCCAAAAACAUGUGCGUGGCUGGCUGGCUCGCUUGCACUACCACAGGACUUUGAAGGCAAUUGUCUACCUGCAAUGCUGCUACCGGCGCAUGAUGGCCAAAAGGGAGCUGAAGAAGCUGAAGAUAGAAGCUCGCUCGGUCGAACACUACAAGAAACUCAACGUUGGCAUGGAGAACAAGAUUAUGCAGCUCCAGCGUAAAAUCGAUGACCAGACACGAGAUUCCAAAUCCCUGGUUGAGAAGCUAACCAUCUUAGAGGCGGCCUAUGCUUCCGAGACGGAGAAGCUGCGGAAUGACAUCGAAAGGCUUCGGAUGAGUGAGGAAGAGGCCAAGAACGCCACCAACCGCCUCAUGAGUCUUCAAGAGGAGAUCAGCAGGCUGAGGAAGGAGCUGAGCCAGAUCCAGACCGAAAAGAAAGCCAUCGAAGAAAAGGCGGGUCUCUAUAAACAAGAAAUGGACCAGUUGGUGCUUGAACUAAAAGAGCAAAACACACUUCUUAAAAAGGAAAAAGAUGACCUGAAUAGUCACAUCCAAAACCAGGCCAAAGAAAUUACAGAGGUCAUGGAGAAAAAGUACUUUGAGGAGACGAAACAACUGGACCUAGAUCUGAACAAUGAAAGGCAGAGAUACCAGAACCUGCUCCAAGAAUUCAGCCGGUUAGAGGAGCGAUACGAUGACCUCAAGGAUGAGAUGAAGCUGAUGGAGACUGUUUCCAAGCCAGGGCACAAGAGAACGGAUUCCACCCAUAGUAGCAAUGAAUCAGAAUAUACUUACACCUCUGAGAUAGCUGAGGCUGAAUGGGAACCAAUGGGAACUGAGGAACCGAGUGAGAAAAAGGCACCUUUGGACAUGUCUCUCUUCCUCAAGCUACAAAAACGAGUGAAGGAGCUGGAGCUAGAAAAGCAGUCCCUGCAGGAUGAGCUAGAGAAGAAGGAGGACCAAGUUCUCCGGGCCAAGGCCAAGGAGGAAGAAAGGCCUCAGAUGAGAGGAGUAGAGCUGGAAUACGAAUCGCUUAAGCGUCAAGAGCUCGAAUCAGAGAAUAAGAAACUGAAGAACGAAUUGAACGAGUUGAGAAAGGCUCUGAUAGAAAAGAGUGCUCCAGAUGUCACCAUGCCUGGUGCUCCAGCAUACAGGGUCCUUUUGGACCAGAUGACAUCUGUCAGUGAAGAGUUGGAGGUCCGCAAGGAGGAAGUUCUCAUCCUGAGGUCUCAGCUGAUGAGCCAGAAGGAGGCAGUGCAGCCCAAGGAUGAUAAGAACACCAUGACGGAUUCUACAAUUCUUCUGGAAGACGUUCAGAAGAUGAAAGACAAAGGGGAGAUCGCUCAAGCUUAUAUUGGACUGAAAGAGACAAACAGAUCAUCUCCUCAAGACUGUCAUUUGCUGAACGAGGAUGGCGAACUGUGGCUGGUAUAUGAAGGGCUAAAACAAGCCAACAGGCUUCUGGAAUCUCAGCUGCAGGCUCAGAAAAGAAGCCACGAGAAUGACCUGGAGGCCCUUCGCGGAGAGAUCCAGAGUCUAAAGGAGGAGAAUAACCGCCAGCAGCAGUUGCUGGCCCAGAACCUCCAGCUGCCCCCAGAAGCCCGGAUAGAGGCCAGUCUGCAGCACGAAAUCACCCGCCUGACCAAUGAGAACUUGGAUUUAAUGGAACAGCUGGAGAAACAGGACAAGACAGUUCGGAAGCUGAAAAAGCAGCUGAAGGUUUUCGCCAAAAAAAUUGAUGAGCUUGAAGUGGGCCACAUGGAGAACAUUUCACCUGGACAAAUCAUUGAUGAGCCGAUACAUCCUGUGAAUAUCCCAAGGAAAGAAAAAGACUUCCAAGGCAUGUUAGAAUACAAGAAAGAAGAUGAACCCAAACUUGUUAAGAAUCUUAUUUUAGAUCUGAAGCCUCGGGGAGUGGCUGUGAAUCUCAUCCCAGGGCUGCCAGCUUACAUUUUGUUCAUGUGCAUCCGCCAUGCCGACUACCUGAACGAUGAUCAGAAAGUGAGGUCCUUGCUGACUUCUACGAUUAACGGCAUCAAAAAAAUUUUGAAGAAAAGAGGCGAUGACUUUGAAACGGUCUCUUUCUGGCUGUCCAAUACGUGCCGAUUUUUGCACUGUUUGAAGCAAUAUAGCGGUGAAGAAGGGUUUAUGAAGCAUAACACACCUCGUCAGAAUGAACAUUGCCUGACUAAUUUCGACCUUGCUGAGUACAGACAAGUGCUAAGUGACCUGGCCAUCCAGAUUUACCAGCAGCUGGUUCGAGUUCUGGAGAAUAUUUUGCAACCAAUGAUUGUUUCAGGAAUGCUGGAGCAUGAAACCAUCCAAGGAGUGUCCGGGGUGAAACCCACCGGCCUACGCAAGAGAACCUCUAGCAUUGCCGACGAAGGGACCUACACCUUGGACUCCAUCAUCCGUCAGCUGAACACCUUCCACUCCAUCAUGUGCCAGCACGGCAUGGAUCCUGAGCUGAUCAAGCAGGUGGUCAAGCAGAUGUUCUACAUCAUUGGGGCCGUGACCCUCAAUAACCUUCUCCUGCGAAAAGACAUGUGCUCCUGGAGCAAAGGAAUGCAGAUUAGGUACAAUGUAAGCCAGCUGGAAGAAUGGCUUCGUGACAAAAACCUCAUGACCAGCGGCGCCAAGGAGACCCUGGAGCCGUUGAUCCAGGCCGCUCAGCUGCUGCAGGUGAAAAAGAAGACCGAUGAGGACGCGGGGGCCAUCUGCUCCAUGUGCCACGCGUUGACUACCGCCCAGAUUGUGAAAGUAUUGAACUUAUAUACUCCCGUUAAUGAGUUUGAAGAAAGAGUGUCUGUGUCUUUUAUCCGGACAAUACAGCUGCGUAUGCGAGACAGGAAGGACAGUCCCCAGCUCUUAAUGGAUGCUAAGCAUAUUUUCCCUGUUACUUUCCCAUUCAACCCGUCCUCUCUCGCACUAGAAACGAUCCAGAUUCCAGCAAGUUUGGGUCUAGGAUUCAUCUCUCAGGUCUGAACCAAGAGCAGAGUUAAGCUGUUGACCAUCAGUUUCUAUUUAUCGUCUCUUAACGGUGAAAACAAAUUGAGUCUAAAGCCAUUGAGGCACGGAGAGGAGUAGAGGAAAAAGACUGGAAGGGAAUCGUGUGUCUGCUCUAAACCGCAUUGCAGAAAACUGGAAUGCGUCAUAAUUGUUUCACAACUGGAAGCCGAUAGAAACCAUGCACAUUUGUACAAAUUCACACUCAUCACAUGCAGAGGCCUAUCUAAAACUUUUAAGGGUAGAAACCAUGCACAUUUGUAUAAAUUCACUCGUCCCGUGCCGAGGCCUACCUAAAGCUUUCAGGUUAAGGAAAAGAUCAGUGCACCCCUUAAUGUCCCCCCCCCCGGGUUGGUUGCAAGCUCUGUCUUAUAUUUGCAUUGUAAACCAAAAACAAUCUGUGACCGAUAAAUCGCGAUUGGUUUCUUUUUCCUUUCCACGCUAACGUCAAAAUUAUAAUGUGCAUCUGGUGGCAAAGAGCCAAUUGUGUGAAGCGGCUCUGAGAAUCCCAUCCUUUAUUCCGUAUUUCACACGUACACUUUUUUUUUUUUUGUAGAAAACGGUCACCGAUUGCAAAUUGUUUCUGUGUCUCCACUUGCGUGGAAAGGUGUCAUUCCAGUGCAAAGGUGUGAAUGUGUUACCUCCAAUCCAUAAUGUGUUUCUGAUGCUCACGUUGAUCAGAAAGUGAAAGCUGAGAAUAUGUUAAAGUUCCUUGUAUACAAGACAUUUCAGCAUUCUUAAGUCACAAAUGAUUUGCCAGUUAACAGGGACUAGCGAGGAGCUAAAACCAAGUGCGAUUUUCAGAAAGGAUGGAAAUAUUUAGGGGUAGCUUCUGUGUGUGUGUGUGUGUGUGUCUACACAUACAUACAUACAUACAUACAUACAUACAUACAUACACACAGAGACUCAUAUAUACGUAUAUAUAUAUUUCAAAGACCUGAAAAUUUAAUAGAGACAGGCAACAUACAGUAUCAUUGAUCAGGCAUUUUGCCUGUACAAACCAUAAAAACCAUGAAAUAAAUAGAAAUAGUCAUCCUCUUAGAAAGCACCAUUCAUUAGGACAAAGUUAAAUAAGUUGUGGUUUUUUUUUGGAUAGGUUUCAACCUGAGAGAUAAUUGAUCAAAUUAAUUGAUUGCCUUCCUAUUUAUGCCAGUGUGACAUAAAUAAUGAACUAAUGAAAAGUAUUUUAGUUUACAGUCUGGUACAAUAGAUGGUACAAUCUGUUUCAAACCAUAUUAGAAGUGUCGCGGUCUAUGGUGUUCUUUUAAAUGUACAAUAAUUUUUAAGGAGCAGAAAUGCAAGUUUGUAAAAUCACUGCAACUUUAAUAGUCUGGUCUUUUAAUAUGAUUUAUGCCAGUGUCAAGAAACAUAUAAGUAGUAACAGGAAACGAUAACUAAGCACAAUCUAAAGAAACUGGAACCUCUUUUCUAAAGUCAAAGAACAACCCACCGAUAUUAUAUUUUAUAUUUAUUUAUUUGGUUUGGUGUAUGUUGCUUUUCAUUUUUUGGUCUUUUAUUUGCUGGAUGUGUAAUGAGAAUGUAAUAUUUAUUUUGUAGGUUGGGAAGGAGUUUUUUUUAAUAGGGAAAGCGUUCAUCUAAAAUGCAUCUCAAACAUUUAAUCUGGAAAAGAAGCUAUUCCUCUACUAUUAGUACCGCUCCCAAUCUUAUGAUUUUCUUAAAAGCUUGCUACGUAUUCAUUUUUUAAAAAAUUAAUGCUAUCCCUGAUUUGGACCCACUUUAUUAACAAAAAAAGGAAAUAUUCAUUUUCUGUUUCCAUGGGGACAUUUCAUUUAGACACAUUAUGAAUAUAAUCUAUGUAAAAGAUUUUGCCAACAUCUCUCAGGCUGCAGAUAGAAUAUUUGUCAUGAUUUCCCCCAGUGUGAAACUGACAUUUUGAAAUAUUUCUGGACCCUCACUUCAAGUUCUCCGGGCCCCCUUUUUAAAAAAAAUAAAAUAAACCAGGUGGGGUCAGUGAUGAUCAGAUAUACAAAAGAAGAUGUUACAUAUCCUGAAACUGCCGUGUGCAAUAUUUUAAUGUAUCCUAACAACUGAGUUGUGUUUACUUUCAAACAUAUCUCUGCUGUAAAUGCACAUUAUUAAAAAGGUCUAGUACUGGACUUAAUUUCUCUGCGCACCUAAAAGAUGCUGUCACUUGAAACAGCUUUAAAUAGGUUUUCAUGUGCAAAAGAGAUGUGACUGACAGGGACACUGUUGAGGUAAUUAAAAGACACCCCCUCCCCAUUCUUUUUGUUUUGUUUUCUUGUGGGAAGGGAAGGAUAUGCUCUUUAAUUGAUUUUUUUUUAAAAAAAAUAUUCAGGUACUCAAGUAUUGCCUUUAAUACAUGUUCUUUAUUUAUGAUACAUUAAUAGGUCUUUACUUGAAAAUGUGCAUUUUCUUUUAUAGCUGGCACUACGUUUAACAAAAAACAACUAAGAGGAUGUGUUCCUCCUAGGAUUAGUUUAAAAUGCUCUAUUAAAAGGUCAACUUUCUCUGUGGCUCUAGCCAGUUGGAGUUUGUUACUACAAAGAGGCUGAAAGUUGAGGUCCUAGAGUGGCCAUUUCCGCCCCCAUGGCUUCCUAAAUUAUCUGAACUUUAUUCUCGUAAUCUCCCAGCCACAGGUGUAAAUUAGUCAAUUUCCCGUUUGUGUGGUCAGUUUCUCUGUGUGUGGGUGUGUGCUGUGCAGUCAAACAAUAGGUGUCCAAAACACUCUUUUUAGAGAAGGUGAAAAUAUAAAAUAAUAUUUUAACCAGUCAUCUUUAGGGCAACAAUGGAGCACCUUGUGACACUUGUGACACUAUGUGACAUUGGCGGUUGGCCCGGGGGGGGGUGUUAUCUGUCUCCCCCCCCAAGUUUUACAUUCAUCUUACCAGUGAAAUUUGCCCCACUGGUUGUGGAUUGAGAGAGUUCAUGUUCAGAAUCUUAGAUGGCAAAGUACACUAACUUUUCAAUACUCACUGGAUUCUUAGCAUCCUGUAUAACAGGUAUGUCCACCCUUGGCAGUUUUAAGACUUCUGGAUUUCAACUCCCAGAAUUCCCUAGCAUGCUGGGAGUUGAAGUCCAUAGGCCUUAAAAGUUGGAUUCCCCCCCCCACUGCAUAAUGAAAAGGCUGUAAGAGAAAUUAUAUAAGGAGACAGCAUUACUUUUAACAUCUAGCAGCCCAAUUACCGUAUUUCUCCCCCCCCUCCUUCCCCCUCCAGCCAAUAUAUCUUUUUACUGAGUUUCUAGAAAUACUGGAAUCCUGCCUUUUCAUUUCAACUAAGUAAUUUUUUCCCCAAGAAUUUGACAAUUCCAGAAGCGAUUACGAUAUUAUUUAGAUAUAUGGUUUUUAAUUUUUCAUUUUGUUUGUAUAAAAGCCUUACUGUAUCUUGUUUACUAAUAGGGGGGAUGGAUGCCUGUCGGCAUUAUCCUUCUACUGAGAAAUCUGAUUAAUGUAUCUUUCUGUCCCAUUAAAACCGAAUGCUGCUUUCCAUGUUUUAAAGGAGUUCCGAGUUUAACUGUGCUCUGUAAUUCAUCCAAUGCUUUACAUAUCAGUAUUUUACGUGCACUUUUUAUGGGUCUAAUAUUUUACGGUUACAUGCUAGAAAAGCAGCUGUUUUCAAGUUAGAAUUUGUAGCAUCUAACACAAUUUCGAGUUUUGCUUAUUCCCCCCCCCUUUAAAAUAUGAUCAUGUUGUUUUAAUGUGGAAGUGUUGCCAUCUCUUUUAUUUUAACUGAUAUUCUACAAUUUCUCUCCUUCCCAAGUGUGCUGAAAGACGUGCUUUUGAAAUGUAUAGACCCAAAAUAUUCUUCCAAUAUUACCUCAUUACUGUAGGUUUCAGAUAGUUUUCGCUUUUCUUCUAAUGUUCUCUGCUCCUAUAAUAUAAUAUUGCGCCCCGCGAUUGGAAGAAUGUUUUUCUUGCUUAGUCUGGAACAAUUUUGUUUUAUGGAAUGUGCAAUUGUGCAAUCCUGGGCAUCCUUUUAAAGCCCUAAGAAAGUUGCAGGUAAGGAUUAAAUGCACUGUAUUCAAAACAUGUUUGCUUUGAUCAUACAGCUCCUUUCUUGCUUGUGCUGAUCUGUUCGUUUCCAGUGCCCAUCCCCAGAAUAUUUUAAGAGGGCUGGGGGCAUUGAUUUGUCUGUUUCCAUGUGUACAAAGCUUUGUGCAUCAGACAUCAAGUCACAAUAAAUUUGCACUAUUCAUAAUAGGUCUUUCCUGCUGGUACAAAUAUGUCUGCUUUUGGGGGGCAGAUUGUCCAAGGACAAUCCAGUCUCACCCACAGCAGACUUUAGCAAAAUAAACAAUUUCAGGUCUACACGUGGAUACAGAGUUAUUAUUCUUGAUCCCAAUAGUAUUUUUUCUCAAAGCAAACACUCUUCAGUUAAUUUGCUAUCUCAAACCAUUGUAUCUUUUUUUUGCUUUUGAGACUUUCAAAACUGGACACAUUUCAACUGGUUUUUUGUUUUGUUUUUUUAAAAAUGGCUUGAUCACUGUACUUUUAAACUAGCCAUUCCUUUUGAAGCAAAAACAACAGGGUUUGAGGUCUUUUACCCACUAGGCGUAGAUAGAAACCAAAAUGUUAAUCCGAAUGACUUAAAGCUUGGAAUUGUCAUGGCGUCUGACAUAAUUAAUAAAUGUAUGCUUCGUAAAUGCUGUAUCUUAGAAGAAAUGUCCAAAUAAAAGGAAACGCUAAAAAGUC